Malurus melanocephalus (red-backed fairy wren) is the source of this 1230-nucleotide messenger RNA. Its product is annotated as claw keratin-like. Gene Ontology annotation, cellular component: intermediate filament. NCBI's taxonomy places the organism in Eukaryota, Metazoa, Chordata, Aves, Passeriformes, Maluridae. The transcript is spliced from 2 exons. Gene Ontology annotation, molecular function: structural constituent of cytoskeleton. The record is from RefSeq and is a predicted model, not a curated record. The coding region runs from base 100 to 459 and encodes 119 amino acids.
GGCACUCUGGGAUGGGUAUAAAAGUGCCCGACCUCACAUCUCGUGCCAUCAUUUCUCUUGUCUCCCUUCUCUUGUGCUGUGGAUCCUCACCCCUGAGCCAUGGUUCACACCCUGAGCCCCUGCACCGACGGCAGCGCCUCUCCCUGCGGGGUGGCCGUGCCCCAGCCCGUGGCCGACUCCUGCAACGAGCCCUGCGUCCGGCAGUGCCCYGACUCCACGGUGGUGAUUUACCCUCCCCCGGUGGUCGUCACCUUCCCCGGGCCCAUCCUCAGCACCUUCCCGCAGCAGAGCGCCGUGGGAUCGGCGGGAGUCCCCGAAAUUGGAGCUGGGGCUGGGGGCGCUGUCGGAUCUGGGGUCGGAGGUGGUUUUGGUGCUGCCCGAACCCCUGGAGCUUGCCAAGUUUAUGGCGGAGCCAAGUGGGGCCGGGGGUACCCGGUUGGGACCUGCAGACCCUGCUAAAGCCGGGGAGUGGCUGCUGGAAGAGGGUGACCGGAAGGGUGCAGAUCCACGGCCGAGCUCCAGGGCCCCACAUUUAGGGAGAGUUGAGCAUUUGGGGUGGCAUUAAAAGCAUCCAUGGACUAUUAAACCUCAAAAAUCCAUUUCCAUCCUUCUCUCACCCUUUCUGGUAUUUAUACAGCUUUCCUGCCUCUCCAASCACUCUAUUCUCAAAGCUCUGCACUGUUCAUGAUUCCUUGGGGGUUUUUAGGGAUCUUUGUGUCUUUCCACUGACAGUAGGUUUAGAUUAGGUUUUAGGGAGAAAUUAGGAGGGAAUUCUUUCCUUUGAGGUCCUGGCACAGAGCAGCUGUGKCUGGAUGCCUGAAUGUCCCAGUCCAGGCUGGAUGGGGCUGGGAGCAGCCUGGGACAGUGGGAACUGUCCCUUCCCAUGGGCAGGGAUGGCAUUGGAUCAUCUCUGAAACCCCUUCCACCCCAAACCACUCCGCGCCUCUGUGGCUGUGACAAUGUCGAGGAUUCGGUGCGAGAUCCACUUCAGAUCCAUUUCAAAGCUCUUUCCCUGAUURCCAAUGGACAAAAAGGGUUCUGGAGCAGCCCAGGCCCUGCUCUGCUUCUGUGCCACUGAUCGGGGCUGGGCAUCGCUGUGGGAGGAGCAGCCCCAGACCUYGCCUGAGUCACGCCGGACCCAGCCACGCCUGCGGGCAGUUUGUGACCGGUGCUCCGUCACCCUGCCCUGUGUCACCUCUCCUUCCUCAUUAAACCAGAUGUUGCAGCAGA